Anneissia japonica is the source of this 1915-nucleotide messenger RNA. RefSeq names its product putative leucine-rich repeat-containing protein DDB_G0290503. The transcript is spliced from 4 exons. Lineage: Eukaryota; Metazoa; Echinodermata; Crinoidea; Comatulida; Comatulidae. The record is from RefSeq and is a predicted model, not a curated record. The coding region runs from base 72 to 1799 and encodes 575 amino acids.
UGAAUCUCGGUAGCGAUUUUAUCACUGGAUUUUUAUCACAAAUAAUUGUUGUGGCUAGAACUUCUAACAUUAUGGGUCACACAAGGGCAUUCUUUGCCCUUGUGGUAAUUGUGAUGUUAAUUGCAAACUCACAAGGAGAUCGUGGUAGUCGUGAUAGACAAACAGGACAAGGUGGACCUGGCAGACCUGAACCUGAAUUUGGUAGACCAGGACAAGGUGGUCCUGAACCUGAACCUGAAUUUGGUAGACCAGGAGGACAAGGUGAACCAGGACAAGGUGGGCCUGAACCUGAACCUGAAUUUGGUAGACCAGGACAAGGUGGACCUGAACCUGAAGCAGAAUUUGGUAGACCAGGAGGACAAGGUGAACCUGAACCUGAAUUUGGUAGACCAGGACCUGAACCUGAACCUGAAUUUGGUAGACCAGGGCAAGAUGGACCUGGUAGACAAGGAGGGCAAGGUAGACCUGGUAGACCAGAAGGCCAAGACCAGGGCAAGAUGGACCUGGUAGACAAGGAGGGCAAGGACCUGAAUUUGGUAGACCAGGACAAGGUGGUCCUGAACCUGAACCAGAAUUUGGUAGACCAGGACAAGGUGGACCUGAACCUGAAGCAGAAUUUGGUAGACCAGGGCCUGAACCUGAACCUGAAUUUGGUAGACCAGGACAAGGUGGACCUGAACCUGAAGCAGAAUUUGGUAGACCAGGAGGACAAGGUGAACCUGAACCUGAAUUUGGUAGACCAGGACCUGAACCUGAACCUGAAUUUGGUAGACCAGGGCAAGAUGGACCUGGUAGGCAAGGAGGGCAAGGUAGACCUGGUAGACCAGAAGGUCAAGGUGGUCCUGAACCUGAACCUGAAUUUGGUAGACCAGGACCUGAACCUGAAUUUGGUAGACCAGGACAAGGUGGACCUGAACCUGAACCGGAAUUUGGUAGACCAGGGCCAGAACCUGAAGCAGAAUUUGGUAGACCAGGAGGACAAGGUGAACCUGAACCUGAAUUUGGUAGACCAGGACCUGAACCUGAACCUGAAUUUGGUAGACCAGGGCAAGAUGCACCUGGUAGACCAAGAGGGCAAGGUAGACCUGGUAGACCAGAAGGCCAAGGUGGUCCUGAACCGGAACCUGAAUUUGGUAGACCAGGACAAGGUAGGCCUGAACCUGAACCAGAAUUUGGUAAACCAGGACAAGGUGGACCUGAACCUGAACCUGAAUUUGGUAGACCAGGGCCUGAACCUGAACCUGAAUUUGGUAGACCAGGACAAGGUGGACCUGAACCUGAACCGGAAUUUGAUAGACCAGGGCCUGAACCUGAAGCAGAAUUUGGUAGACCAGGAGGACAAGGUGAACCUGAGCCUGAACCUGAAUUUGGUAGACCAGGACCUGAACCUGAAUUUGGCAGACCAGGGCAAGAUGGACCUGGUAGACCAGGAGAGCAAGGUAGACCUGGUAGACCAGAAGGCCAAGGUGGUCCUGGCAGACCUGGAAAUCAAGGUGAAGCUGGCAGACCUGGAGGUCAAGGUGGACCUGGUAGACCUGGAGAGCAAGGUAGACCUGGUAGACCUGGAGAGCAAGGUGGACCUGGUAGACCUGGAGGGCAAGGUAGACCUGGUAGACCAGGAGGCCAAGGUGGUCCUGGUGGAUCUGGUGGAUCAGGAGGGCAGGGCACACCAGGUAGACCUGGCAGGCCAGGACAUGGUGGACCUGGUGGACCAGGAGGGCAUGGUAGACCUGGUAGGCCUGGAGGGCAAGAUGAUUCUGCAUUUUGUGGACUUCCUAAAAAUAAUGGAGAGUAUGUAAUUCUCGCAACCGAUGGAGCUAAAGGUUUAAUAUAUUAUGCUUUUAUUAAUACACCGAACCAAGAGAAUAUUGACCUAACUCCUUUCCCAAUCACCAUCGAAGGAGGGCUCCGAGGA